This is a messenger RNA of Vitis vinifera (wine grape), 894 nucleotides long. RefSeq names its product L10-interacting MYB domain-containing protein-like. The coding region runs from base 1 to 894 and encodes 297 amino acids. NCBI's taxonomy places the organism in Eukaryota, Viridiplantae, Streptophyta, Magnoliopsida, Vitales, Vitaceae. The record is from RefSeq and is a predicted model, not a curated record. The transcript has 2 exons.
AUGGCCUUCAAACGGAGUGGAGGAGAUAAUGUUGAAUUUGAGCCUGAUCCUGCUACUUGGACAGCCUUGGAGGAGAAAUUUUUUAUUCAGUUGAUGGUUAAAGAGGUUCAGAGAGGAAAUAGAUCCGCUACAACAUUUUCAAGGAAAGGUUGGAAAAGCAUAGAGCAAGAAUUUCGUGAGAAAACUAACAAGAGGUACAACAACUCUCAAUUUAGAAAUAAGUUUAAUCAACUGAGGACCCGGUACCAUGAUUUUAGUAGACUUUUGAGAGAAUCUGGAUUUAGUUGGGAUCCUGUGCUGAAUACCAUCAUUGCAAAUGAAGCUGUAUGGGAUUCGUACAUUAAGGUGAACAAAAGUGCAAAGAGGUUCCGAAAAAAAGGAUGUCCUAUGUUUAAUGAGCUCGGGAUCAUAUUUGGUGAUCCAGCACAAUGCAAAGUUGUGUUCCCAUUGGCUCAGUAUCCCUCUGGUAAUGAAGAAAAAUUGGAACUAGAAGAUGCAUCAACCAACGCUACUCCAUCCGCAUUCCCAAGUGACAGUAGCGAUGAAAAGGACUAUUCCUCACCAAGUUCACGCCGUCGGAGAGAACGAUCUCCUACACCAACAAGCCAUAUUCAAGGGAAGAGGGAGUUCAGGACAUUAGAGAUGGGUGAAGCUCUGAAGGAGUGGGCAGAGGCUUCAAAGGCAAAGACACCAACCCUGAGCAGAUUCGAGGAAUCCUCACAAUGUAAUGCCUUCUCCAUUACCAACUGUGUGAGGUGUCUAGAAUCAAUUGAAGGUGUGGAUGGGAGUACCUACAUAAAGGCAAUCAAGAUGUUUAAGGAUGUAGACUGGAGGGAGAUGUUCAUGGCAAUGUCUGCUGAGAGAAGAUUGGUUUGGUUGGCUAGCUUAGAGUGA